Molecule: messenger RNA, 420 nt
Organism: Lathyrus oleraceus (garden pea)
Lineage: Eukaryota; Viridiplantae; Streptophyta; Magnoliopsida; Fabales; Fabaceae
Exons: 2
Coding region: 1-420 (139 amino acids)
Source: RefSeq, a predicted model, not a curated record
AUGGCUCCAAGGUACAUAGUUGCUGCUUUGAAAGACAAAAAUCCAGAAAACCUCAUCAGUGUUACCCAGGUGUAUAAAGUUGGAGCUACAUACAAUGCAAGGAAGAGAGGUCCAUUUACGAAAAUGAAAAUGUUGUUAAGUCUUAUUCAUAGAGAAAAAUAUAUGUCUUGGACUAGAAAUAAGGAAGACUCAAAUGUUGUUGCUGAUAUCUUUUGGACACAUCCUGGUUCAAUGAAGUUGUUGAAUAUGUUUCAUUUGGUGUUGAUUUUUUAUUGUACAUACAUGCCAAAUAUGUACAAACUACCACUGCUUGAGAUUAUUGGUGUUACGUCAACAAAGUUGACAUUUUCGGUUGACUUUACCUAUUUGGAACAUGAAAAGGAGGAGAACUUCAAAUGGGCACUGGAGAAACUCAAAUAA